Arabidopsis lyrata subsp. lyrata is the source of this 2097-nucleotide messenger RNA. RefSeq lists its product as uncharacterized. The coding region runs from base 755 to 1864 and encodes 369 amino acids. The record is from RefSeq and is a predicted model, not a curated record. NCBI's taxonomy places the organism in Eukaryota, Viridiplantae, Streptophyta, Magnoliopsida, Brassicales, Brassicaceae. The transcript has a single exon.
CUUGCAUGUUUCUUUCAUAUAAUGGAAUGCAACCAAACACACACAGAUUGUGUUUCCUUUUUUCCCCUGUCCAAAACAAAACGUGCUUCAACAAAACGUUCUUUUCUUUCGAUUCUACACAUUCCAAGACCAUCUGUUUAUUAUUUGUCCUGGAGUCUCUGCUAUUGUAUGUCUAAAUAAUUUCUGGGUUGUGUUUUUUGUAUUUAUUUAUUCAAUAAAGAGGAAGAAUGCUAUUGUUGCAAGACAAGACACUUUUGGGCCAACAUGGAGAUGAGAUUACCUUUGAUUUACUCUGGUUAGCAUGUUUAACUUGAUUCAGCAUUCUCUACAACUGGUUAUAUAAAUGGUUCGUUUCGGUCUAAUUUGAAACACAAUCAAAGAAAUACUCUUGACAAUAAACAUGAAAAGCCAAGACACCAAAAUUUCAUCUCAUACCAAUAAGUUUGAUGUCUGUAUUCUCAAACCAAACUCUUUCUUAAACAUAUUGAGACUGACUUGUCAGUGUUGGAUGUUCUAAUGAGAGCACACGACGAACUCCACUUGGAAUAUGAAGUUAAUGAGAUCAAAACCAAUAAAAAAAAGAAGGAAACUAUCCAUAUUCAAAAAUAAUGUAACUUGGUGACCAAGUUCCUUCCUCUGUAUAACGGAGGGUUUUAGGUGGCAUAAACGUGAAUCACCAAUUAGGGUUCUACUUCUUGUUCUUUUUCCUUCUUAAAUCUCUCUUUGAUUUUUGCGUUAAGAACAUACAUAUCAUAUGUCUCUGCUUCUCGGCCAGCCUCCAAAGCUCUGCGUUCGGAAACCGGUCUUUGUAAGAUCAUCUCCAAAUGACUUCUCAUCUUCUUCCCUGCAGCAAACCCCGCCUUGUAUCAUCAUCGGGGCUAAAGAAUGUGGAGCGGAUCUAGGAAAACUCGCGUUUGCAUAUGCUAAUAACCGUGGUGAACCCAUUGUUUCGGAUAAGAAGGUGCCUCUAGAUUUGGUGUAUAACUAUCUUAGUGAAAUGAAAACGAUUGGUUCAUCUCAUGGGUGGGUAGCUACUAUGAACGACGACGGGAUAAUGCAUCUCCAAGACGAUCUAAACCCGUUUGCAUCGCAUACAGCUCCUAAACGCAUUCCUCUGCCUCCUUUUGUAACGCUGCCUAAUUGCAAAGCCAGAUUUGUCACCAAUGUGGCAAUGUCCUCAUCCUCUCCAGAGGACGAGGACUGCGUUGUGGCUGUCAAGUUCCAUGGACCUCAACUCAGCUUUUACAGACCGGCUCAAAAUAACUCCGAGUGGAUCAACAUCAAAAUCGCAGACCGUUGCUUCUAUAGAUCCGAAGUCAUCUUUUCUAAGAAAGAUGACAUGUUUUGCAUAAACGGAAUUGGAAGCCACGUUAUUGGAUCAUGGGAUCUCCGCGAACACAAGCACACACCCAAGCUUCAGAAGUUGCGAUACCAAAAAUCGCCCGAGCUGACCGAGACUGAACGUGAGAUUUUGCUUUCGUGUAAGUGUGACAUGAGCACACACUUGGUGGAGUCACGAUCCACGGGUGAAACUUUCUUGGUUAAGUGGUACAAGAAGGAGCUCGGGAACUUCGACGACGUUAUCCCUGAUAUGCAAACAAAAGCUCUGAUGGUCUUCAAGAUAGACGAACAAGGAGAUGCGGUGUACACCAAAGACAUAGGAGAUCUCUGCAUUUUCCUCUCAAACUCUGAACCUUUCUGUGUCCCUGCUAGCUCCUUCCCCGGCCUAUGCCCUAACACAGUCCAUCUCUUUAGUUUCCAAGAAAUCGGAAUUGUCAAUCUGGCUGAAUGCUUCAAUACUGAUCUAGUUUUUAGAUGCGGGUUCAGUGCCCCUUACUAUAUUCCACCUCAAAAAAUAGACUAGUAGUUAAUUUGGAUUUGUGUUUUCUUAUUACAAGGCUUUCAAACAUCACAUCUAUUUUCAUAUAUUCUAUGUGAGAUUGAUAUAAAUAUGCUCUUGGAGAAACUUUUGCUUUCAUCUUUCAUCAAUCUUCCAACCUAUUAUUAUGUGCCAGUUAGCAGCAUUUCUUUUUUUGGGGUGUGUAAUUAAGGUUUAUAUUUUGACGAUGUGAUCGCUAAUUAGUUAGCAGCGAUCAA